CUGAGCUCAAGAGAAGACCUGUAAGAGCUGAAGGCAGGAAAGAUUUGGGCGACAAAUUGCAACAGCAGUUACCAAGGGCCAUGUACCUUGAAAACUUGGCUAAAAUAGAUGAGGCUGUAAUGGAAUCUGGGUGUAGAGAUGAGGGACCUACUCCACAGGUCCUCAGAAAUAUUUCCAGUGAGGUACGACAGAAAAGUCGUCUUCACAGCAACAAGCUCCUGAGUCUCCAGUUCAUGGUACAAAAGAGGACAAAUUCUCCAGACGAAGUCCUCCAAAAGGUGUUUUUGCACCCAAAAGGAGUGCUUCUCUGGUCUCAAAGGAGCUUCGAGAUCUAUCAGGAGCGCUGCCGGGAGGACAUCGUUUAUCUAGAUGCAACUGGGAGCAUUAAGAAAAAAGAGAAGGGGUCUCCUCCUUUUUAUGUUAAUGAGCUGGUGGUAAGGCACCCACACAAGGGCUCCUCUCCCUUACCUGUGGCUACCUACCUGACAUGUGACGACACCACAGCGUCAGUCACAUAUUUUCUGGAGGCUUUUCUGACUGACGUUGCAAGGGCCUAUGGACGGCAAGCAAUGAGGUCACCCCUCAUGCUAAUUUGCGAUGGGUCAGUGGUGCUAAUGCAAGCAAUAUGCUUGUCAUUUGUGAAGAGGAAUCUCCAUGACACGAUCAACCUGUACUACCGCAUCUCCACUGGGAUAGCAACGAAAGGAGAUUUUGAAGUCCCUGUUCUUCAUCGCUGCCUCAGUCACGUGAUGAAGAAUGCCAAGGAGAUGUGCAGAAAGAAUGCACCAAACCACUACAACCUGGCAAUGCAUGGGUUUGGUCUCUUCACAACUGCCACAACUUUGGAAGACCUAGAGGACAUGGUGCAGAGUGCUACAGUUGUGUUCUCUAGUCCAUCUAGUGAGGCCAAUGUUGAAAAACAUUUUCACAACCUGCAAAAGUGGCUGCAAAACAAAGGGAUCCAGUUGGAUGACACUGCCAAGCCCCAAAGUAAUGCUGAGGACUUGCAGGAAUUCAACGGAAACAAAUUUGGAGAACAUUUCAGGGAAGUGAUUUCCAAAGUGCCACUAGACAUUGAUGGUGAGCCCAACCCUUACUUCAGCAAAGGCCUGGUGUCUCACAUCAAUAAGUACUUUCUGCCCUACGCCCUCUUUCCAGACCCAACUCGGUCGAGGUAUGAUGGCUGUCUAACAUGAG
Molecule: messenger RNA, 1197 nt
Organism: Notolabrus celidotus (New Zealand spotty)
Lineage: Eukaryota; Metazoa; Chordata; Actinopteri; Labriformes; Labridae
Exons: 3
Coding region: 81-1196 (371 amino acids)
Source: RefSeq, a predicted model, not a curated record